Messenger RNA from Uncinocarpus reesii 1704, 825 nucleotides. RefSeq names its product orotidine 5'-phosphate decarboxylase. The transcript has 2 exons. Lineage: Eukaryota; Fungi; Ascomycota; Eurotiomycetes; Onygenales; Onygenaceae. The record is from RefSeq and is a predicted model, not a curated record. The coding region runs from base 1 to 825 and encodes 274 amino acids. Gene Ontology annotation, cellular component: cytosol. Gene Ontology annotation, biological process: 'de novo' pyrimidine nucleobase biosynthetic process; 'de novo' UMP biosynthetic process. Gene Ontology annotation, molecular function: orotidine-5'-phosphate decarboxylase activity.
AUGGCUUCUAAAUCGCAAAUUCCGUACGAAGUUCGCGGGCGGGACCAUCCCAACCCGCUCGCACGCCGCCUCUUCCAGAUCGCAGCAGAAAAGCAAUCGAAUGUCGUGGUUUCGGCGGAUGUCACGACGACGCAAGAGCUUUUAGACUUGGCCGACAAACUCGGCCCCUACAUGGUAGUCCUAAAAACACAUAUUGACAUCCUCUCCGACUUCUCCUCCGAAACCAUCGCCGGCCUCCAAUCCCUGUCCCAAAAACACAACUUCCUCAUCUUCGAAGACCGAAAGUUCGUCGAUAUCGGAAACACGGUGCAAAAGCAGUAUCAUGGCGGUGCAUUGCAGAUCUCACAAUGGGCGCAUAUCGUCAAUGCCACCAUGCUUCCCGGCCCAGGGAUCAUAGACGCGCUGGCACAGGUGGCUUCAGCGCCGGACUUUCCCCAUGCGGCGCACAGAGGGCUCUUGAUCCUCGCAGAAAUGACGUCGAAGGGCAGCCUGGCCACCGGCAAAUACACGGAGCUUUCGGUGGAGAUGGCGCGGAAAUAUAGGGGCUUUGUUCUGGGGUUUGUGGCUACGAGAUCUCUGGCGGAUGUGGACACGGCUGGCAAAGCGGAGGAUGAGGAUUUUGUGCUUUUCACGACGGGGGUUAAUCUUGCCUCAAAGGGCGAUGCGUUGGGGCAGCAAUAUCAGACUCCGGAAUCAGCUAUCGCAGGUGGAGCGGAUUUCAUCAUUAGCGGUCGUGGGAUAUAUGCCGCCCCUGAUCCGGUUGAGGCUGCGCGGCAAUAUCAGAGCGCCGGUUGGAACGCUUACUUGCAAAGAGUGCGGAAAUGA